This is a messenger RNA of Saprolegnia parasitica CBS 223.65, 436 nucleotides long. RefSeq lists its product as hypothetical. The record is from RefSeq and is a predicted model, not a curated record. The transcript has a single exon. The annotation marks the transcript as partial. NCBI's taxonomy places the organism in Eukaryota, Oomycota, Saprolegniomycetes, Saprolegniales, Saprolegniaceae.
UGUCUCCAACCCCGUCACGACGGGCGCCGUGGUUGCGCUCUCGACCUGCAUGUGGUCGCAGCUGUCACGGGCCGUUGCGAUCCCAGCCAACGUGUUGCUCGCGCUUGUGGCGCUUGUGAAUCCCGCGGCCGUGGCGUGCCUGCGUCGUAUGGACGUGCACCUCUUCCAAGCCGCCAACGACGAGAUCGUGGACGGCGUCAAGAUGCUCCUGCUCAUUCACAUUCGCCCGCCGCCGCGGGCGACAAGCUCCCGCCUCGUCAUGCUCGCCUUUGUCCGCGACGAGGUGAUCAAAGCGGUGCUACUGGCGCUGUGCAAGAAAGGGUACAUGUACGCGGCGGGUGUCGAGAACACCGAGAGCUUUUUCCGACUCGUGGGCAAGAUCUUGGUCGCAACCUAUGUGCCACCGUUCCUUUACCAGUCGAUCGCACGUGCCUAA